Molecule: messenger RNA, 627 nt
Organism: Paracoccidioides brasiliensis Pb18
Exons: 4
Coding region: 1-627 (208 amino acids)
Biological process (GO): ceramide transport; intermembrane lipid transfer
Cellular component (GO): cytoplasm; cytosol; membrane
Molecular function (GO): ceramide 1-phosphate binding; ceramide 1-phosphate transfer activity
Source: RefSeq, a predicted model, not a curated record
AUGGCUAGCACCCAAGUUAUUCCCCAAGGAGGCACCUGGUUCGAUACUCUCAACAGGGGCUUUUACAACGUACGUAUCACCGACGACAACGCCAUCUCAACCACCGAAUUCCUCGAAGCCGCUGAGUCUCUAACAACGCUCUUUGAUCUUCUGGGAUCUGUCGCUUUUACCCCCGUCAAGAAUGACCUCUUGGGCAAUAUCAAGAAAAUCAGAGAUAGACAACUUGCAGCACCAGCAGAAUCUGAGACUCUCCAAGAGCUGGUGCUCAAUGAACUAAAAGCAAAGAAGAACACCGCCACCGUUGGCCUGCUGUGGCUAGUGCGGGGACUCGACUUCACCGCCCAAGCUCUCCGCCACAACAUCUCGAAUCCCGCAGACGAACUCUCCGCCUCGUUCCGUGUAGCCUACGGUAAGACCCUCAAACCAUAUCACAAUUUCCUCAUAAAACCCAUUUUUACGGCUGCCAUGGGGGCAACCCCUUACCGCAAGGAUUUCUACGCGAAACUGGGUGAUGAUUCCGUCAAGUCCCAGGCUGCUCUGGAGCUGUCUACCACUUCCUUGGAGAAAAUAGUUUCAAUUCUCAAGGAGUUCCUGGAGACACCAGAGGUGAAGAAAGCGGCCUCAUAG